AUGUCCAUUAAUGGGGUUGUAUUGAAACACAACUACGCCCAGCUUUUCUCCUCCAGCGAGUUACCGUUUGAGGUCAGCAGCGAUGGACUAGAAAUACUAAAAUACAAAACACCCACCUCACGGCAAAAGCUAUCGAUUUCACUGAGCGACACCUCACAGUCAAAGCUAAAGAUAACGGCACAGGAUGGAUAUCUAUAUCUCACUACUAAAAGAUUGGUAUUCAUUACUCUUCAUCAAGGUGAUAUUGAGUCAUUUGUGUUGGAUCUAACAUUGGCGCCGAUUUUGCAAUUGAGUCACAAGUUAAAGGCGCCUUGGUUUGGAGUCAAUUAUUGGGAAUUCAUGUUCUUCAGUGCCAAAGAACCAAGCAUCGUCAGUGAUGGGUUUCCAAAGAACGAGUAUUUUAAAGGAGAAAUUUACUUCCAAGAUGGUGGACUAUUUGACUUUGUCGAGAAACUCAAUGCAGUUUUGAAUGAUGUUGUAAAUAACCGAGAAAUCGAUGACGAGCUCCCGGCUUACAGUGCUGCCGCAGCAGGUUAG
Lodderomyces theae is the source of this 537-nucleotide messenger RNA. RefSeq lists its product as uncharacterized. Gene Ontology annotation, molecular function: chromatin DNA binding; transcription coactivator activity. The record is from RefSeq and is a predicted model, not a curated record. The transcript has a single exon. Gene Ontology annotation, cellular component: nucleus. Gene Ontology annotation, biological process: positive regulation of DNA-templated transcription. Lineage: Eukaryota; Fungi; Ascomycota; Pichiomycetes; Serinales; Debaryomycetaceae. Bases 1 to 537 code for a protein of 178 amino acids.